Molecule: messenger RNA, 1242 nt
Organism: Saccharomycopsis crataegensis
Lineage: Eukaryota; Fungi; Ascomycota; Saccharomycetes; Ascoideales; Saccharomycopsidaceae
Gene: MFM1
Product: Mfm1p
Exons: 1
Coding region: 1-1242 (413 amino acids)
Biological process (GO): mitochondrial magnesium ion transmembrane transport
Cellular component (GO): mitochondrial inner membrane
Molecular function (GO): magnesium ion transmembrane transporter activity
Source: RefSeq, a predicted model, not a curated record
AUGACCGGAACUUUGCUUAAUAGUUUUAUAAGAAGUACCAAAAAGCUACCGUUUGAUCAAAUUUUUAAAGUUUCAAUACCCAAACCAGCUUCCUGUUCUGCUCAAUCAUUCCAUUCCACCUCGCUAAUUAAGAACCGAUAUUGGGGGAAUAUGAAUAGUGAAGCAUUAUUACAAAAAUCACUAACCAAUAAAUUCAAUAAUCUCAAUCACGGCUCAAAUUUACACAACGAUAAUUAUUUGAGAUGUACUGUCUUCAAUAAACAUGGUUCCUUGGAUCAUUUAUCUAUCGACAUAAAGCGAAAGGACUUGAUCUUGAAAUAUAAAUUGAUGCCCCGCGAUAUCAGAAAAAUAAACUACGAGCCAACGCUAUCGACCAGUUUGGUACCCUACAUUUCUGUGAGAAACGAUUUUAUCUUGAUAAACCUUUUGCAUAUAAGGGCGUUGAUCAAGAGUGACUCCGUUCUUUUGUUUGAUCGAGCUCUCGGGUCAUAUGAAAAGGAACAGUUAUUCCAAGAAUUGCUGAUAAAAUUAAAGACCAGCCAAAUUCCAAACGAGCUCCCAUACGAAUUAAAGGCGCUUGAGGCGAUUCUUAUGUUUGUUACCCAUUCGCUAAACCAAGAAAUUAAGAUCCAUAGAAGCGUGACCCAAAGCAUUCUUAAUGACUUGGAAAACCAUGUGCAUACCGAGAACCUCCGAUUAUUAUUAGACCAAAACAAGAAAAUUACUGGGUUUUACCAAAAAGCAACAUUGAUCAGAGACAUCAUUGACGAUCUACUAAGUCAGGAUGAUUUGUUGACUGGGAUGUAUUUGACCACCCCGAGAUCAGGUUUACAAGACCACACAGAAGUGGAGAUUUUGCUCGAGACUUAUUAUAAGCACUUUGAUGAAGCGGUACAAAUUGUCGAGGAAAUUACAAAUAAUAUCAAAACAACACAGGAAAUUAUUAACAUUAUUUUAGAUUCUAAUCGUAAUCAGUUGAUGUUGUUGGGAUUGCGUUUUUCUAUUGGAAUAUUAUUUUUGGGAUGUGGCAUCUAUGUUGCCAGUGUUUAUGGGAUGAACUUGGAGAAUUUCAUGGAGGAGGAGAAUUAUGGGUUCGGCUUUGUUAUAGGUGUAACUACAUUGUUGGCAAUAAUAUUGUUUUGGAGAUCGAUUAAUAAGCUACACAAAUUAGAGAGAAUAGCCAUCAGUGGAAGCAAAUCCAUGCCAAUACAUUCACAUCAACAUUUUCAUCCGAGAUGUUGA